Molecule: messenger RNA, 3353 nt
Organism: Xyrauchen texanus (razorback sucker)
Lineage: Eukaryota; Metazoa; Chordata; Actinopteri; Cypriniformes; Catostomidae
Product: phosphopentomutase-like
Exons: 13
Coding region: 175-2010 (611 amino acids)
Biological process (GO): purine ribonucleoside salvage; carbohydrate metabolic process
Molecular function (GO): phosphopentomutase activity; magnesium ion binding
Source: RefSeq, a predicted model, not a curated record
UGGUUGACAAUCCGGAUGUACGAAGCGUAGCUCAGUCUAAAACCAUCUCUCAUUAAACGCAGUCGCUAAACUCACACAGAAUCGACUGUCAACGUUCCUAAGCUUGUUUAAGGGAACAGAAAGAGAUUAGUUGUAUAGCGAUUAAAUUGCUGUUUAGUUAAUUGAUAAAUCGCCAUGGACAACGGCCUGGAAAGCACAGGGGAUAGUAAUCUUGACCAAGCUGUGCAACAGUGGCUAAAGUAUGACAAGAAUCCAAAGACAUCUGCGGCCGUGAGGGCCAUGGUUAAAGAGGGAGCCGUGUCAGAGCUGCAGAAGUGUUUUGGGGCCCGUAUGGAGUUUGGCACAGCGGGACUAAGGGCCGCCAUGGGACCUGGUGUGUCCUGCAUGAAUGACCUCACCAUCAUACAGACAACACAGGGUUUCUGUCAGUACCUUGAGCAGUGUUUUACUGAUCUCAAGCAGAAAGGAGUGGUGAUAGGGUUCGAUGCACGUGCUCACCCACCAAGUGGUGGCAGCAGUAAAAGAUUUGCCUCCCUCGCUGCUUCUGUAUUGAUCAGCCGAGGAGUUCCAGUCUACCUGUUCAGUGACAUCACGCCCACUCCAUACGUGCCUUUUACUGUAUCACAUCUAGGACUGUGUGGUGGCAUCAUGGUAACAGCCUCCCAUAACCCCAAACAAGACAAUGGAUACAAGGUAUACUGGGCAAAUGGAGCUCAGAUUAUUCCGCCUCAUGAUAAGGGCAUUGCAGCUGCUAUAGAAGAGAACAUUGAGCCGUGGCCAAAGUCAUGGGACACAGAUGGAGCUCUUCAGAGUUCCCUCCUCAAAGACCCAUACCAGGACAUACAUAGAGAAUACCAUCAAACCAUACAACAGCACUGCUUUCACCGGGACCUGAAUAAGAGUUCAGAGGUGAAGAUCGUCCAUACGUCAGUUCAUGGAGUGGGCCAUAUUUUUGUACAGGCUGCUUUUAAAGCCUUUGACCUUCGACCUCCUUAUGCUGUGGAAGAGCAGAAGGAUCCUGACCCGGAGUUCCCCACUGUCAAAUACCCCAACCCCGAGGAAGGAGAGGGAGUCCUGACGCUGUCCUUUGUGCUCGCAGAAAAAGAGGAGGCAACUGUGAUUCUGGCAAAUGACCCUGACGCUGACCGACUGGCUAUUGCAGAGAAACAAAAGAGUGGGCAGUGGAAGGUAUUCUCUGGUAAUGAGUUGGGUGCUUUACUGGGCUGGUGGAUUUUCCAGUGUUGGAAGCAGCAAAAAGGAGAGGGAAAAGCCUCCAUUAAGGAUGUCUACAUGCUUGCCAGCACCGUCUCCUCCAAAAUCCUCCGUGCCAUUGCUGUUAAAGAGGGCUUCCACUUUGAGGAGACACUAACAGGCUUUAAAUGGAUGGGGAACAGAUCCAGAGAACUGAUGGAUCAGGGAAAGACUGUUCUGUUUGCCUUUGAAGAAGCCAUUGGUUACAUGUGUUGUCCUGCAGUUUUGGACAAAGAUGGUGUGAGUGCAGCUGCCAUUUCUGGAGAGUUCAUCUCCUACCUGGCUGCUAAAAAUGUAACCCUGUCCCAGCAACUCGCAUCCAUUUAUGAGGAGUACGGCUACCACAUUACCAAGAAUUCCUAUUUUAUCUGUCACAACCAAGACACCAUUAAGCAGUUGUUUGAGCGACUUCGAAACUAUACUGGGGAAAAUUCCUACCCUAAAGAUUGUGGAGGCUUUGCUGUCAAGGCAGUGAGAGACCUGACCACCGGCUAUGACAGCAACCAGCCCAACAACAAGGCUGAUCUGCCCACCAGUAAGAGCAGUCAAAUGAUCACCUUUAACUUUGCAAAUGGGGGCGUGGCUACAAUGAGGACCAGCGGCACAGAGCCCAAAAUCAAAUAUUACACCGAGCUCUGCGCUGCACCAGGAAACAGUGAUCUUAACCAGUUGACGAGUGAAUUGGAUAACUUGGUUGAUGCAAUCGUGGAACACUUCUUCCAACCCGAGAAAAACGGCCUGACUCCACGACCAGAGUGACAGAAAGUACCACAUAGAAAGAAAUUGAAAGUCUGUUAACAUUCUAAAUCUGCUCUUAAGUCUUAACAAAACCAAACUUAACCUCUUUUAUUCAUGCUUAGAUAUCUGAGGGAAGCUUCUAAUGAACUUUUGACUUGUUAUUGAUACUAGAAAUGUAGAUCAGAGCUGGAGCCACAUAAUCAUUAUCAUUGCCUUUUUUUGUACUUAGUACACUGGAUAGUAUUUCAAAAAGUAUUUUUAUUUUACUUUCUUCUACCUCUCAGUUUCCUAAUCAUUCUUCAAUGCAACCAUUUGAAAUAUUAAAAGAUGUUGUUGCAAAGGAUGUUUGUUUGAAUUAAUGUACAAGUGAUUUAUCUCUGCUGACAUUUAAGCCUGCAGACGGAGUAGUUGCGUUGAUUCAUAAAAAUGAUUUUUAUGUUGCUGGAACGGGAAAAUGCCAGCUAAUGUAUGUCAUUCCAUAUCAUUAAUACACCAGCUCCAGAAUGGUUUUACCAAAAAUACUUUAAAAGUAAAGCAGAACCUAAAUUGGCAUAAAAAUCAUACUAAAUAUCAGCAUAUCGAGCAAAUUUGAAAGGAUUAUUAUAGGUGGUUUUAGUUCCGUAAGUGCCAGAGGGAUUGAUCUGACAGUUUGUCAGAGUAACAUAACAGCCUUAAUGUGGAAGAAAGUGAUAUCUAAAUUAAAAAACAAAUUUUGUUUUUUUAGACCGCUCAUUCGGGAAAACGAUAAUGGGUUGCGAUUUGACAGAAAUACCUUAUAAUCAACACAGCAACACAAGAGGUGGUGCAGUGUUAAUGUACUUAAUGUCUCCAAAUAUGCUGUUGACCCAUUUGCCAAACCACUCAAUACAUGUACAAACCUGUUAAUUUCAAAGUGUUCAUUUCUUACCACUGGUGUUCCUCAGGGAUCCGUGCUUGGGCAUCUUCUUUUCUCAAUCUAUACCACAUAAUUUGGUCAAUCAUAAAGUCCUUCAUGCCAUCAAGACUUUAUUUAAUUCAUUGAUUCAACACAUUAUUUACAUGGUAUUUGUCAUAUACAUGGUACUGAAUCUUUUAGCUUUUUAAGACCCAAAUAUAUCAGUGAUGUUUUGUAAAUGAUCAAUGGUUAUAACAUGUUUAAAUACUUAAAACAGUCAAAAGUUUCAUGAUUUCUAGAUUGAGUUUUACUUUCCUGUAGAGGUAGGCUAUCAGAAAUGAUCAAAUAUCAAUGAAUUACACAAAAUACAAAGUAAAACAUGUUCUAUGAAAAUGGACACUGAAAAUAAGAUGUUGCAUGUGAUGUCUGUCAGGGCCAGCAGAGGGAAUAGUAGAUCUUUUGUUGAUGUUGCUUCAUAACAUUUGUUUAA